Molecule: messenger RNA, 1532 nt
Organism: Dromiciops gliroides (monito del monte)
Lineage: Eukaryota; Metazoa; Chordata; Mammalia; Microbiotheria; Microbiotheriidae
Gene: IL3RA
Product: interleukin 3 receptor subunit alpha
Exons: 12
Coding region: 108-1283 (391 amino acids)
Biological process (GO): cytokine-mediated signaling pathway
Cellular component (GO): external side of plasma membrane
Molecular function (GO): protein binding; cytokine receptor activity
Source: RefSeq, a predicted model, not a curated record
CCAGAAGACAGAAAGCCUGCACAGCUGCAGUGUUUGACCCGAAGGAAGGAAAGGAAGCGGUCCCAAGUACUCAGGAAUCUUCCAAUCUAAUCCUAAGGAUUGGUUCCAUGGCAGACCUGAUGGCCUUCAUUUGGUUUUCAAUGUUACUAACCACAGCAUACAGCCAAACACAGAAACAGGAGGUUCCAGAUUCACCAGUUAAAAACUUAACUAUAGAUAUGAAGACAAUGAAGCUGAGAUGGACCAACGUGGAGAAUGUGAAUAAGAUCAACUGUUCUGCUACGGUCCUAUCAAAAUUCAUAUAUACUGUUUCGGCAAAAGGCAACUCAUGCAAACUGCCAGCAUUUCAUACUUGGUGCCAAGGGGUAGAUUUUGUAAUUGAGGGCUUUGCUGGGAAAAGAAUUUCAGAAACACUCCAUGUUCUCCGAAGAGGAAAAGAAGGGACCACUAAAGAAAAUUUAUCCUGCCAGGUUCAUGAUGCAAAUUUCAUGGACUGCAAAUGGACAGUGAGGGAAACUCCAGGAGAUCUCCAGUAUCAAUUCUUUUACUCAAAAUCUGCAAAUGCUUUUGUAGAUAGUGAGUGUCCAAAAUACAAGACGGAUUCUGAAGGAAGACAUGUUGGAUGUCAUUUUAGUAACCUCUCAGUAUUCAAUGACUCUAUACCGUAUCACUUCCUAGUGAAUGGAACCAGCAAUGGAAGGGAAGUCCAAUGUAAUGAUGAAUACAUUUCACUAAACAGUAUUGAAAUAUUUAAACCACCAAAUAUUACCAUAAACAACACAGCUCCUAAUUGUAUCAUUCAGUGGCAGAAACCCAAAUCAUUAUUCAACAGUGAAUUUGAAUAUGAGCUUCAAAUUCAAAAGGUCUCUGACAAGACUAUCCUUGAAAUGAACUCUAUUAAAGGAAAAACAAAAAUUGACUGCAGAAAUAUUGAUGGAAGACAUACUGUAAAAAUAAGAACAAAGAAGUUGUAUGAUGAAUAUUGGAGUGAAUGGAGUGAGCCCCAAAAACUUGGUGAUGAAGUCCGUAAUGAUAAUCUUCUGUCAGUAUUAAUGUUGCCACUUCUUGGAAUAGCCUUCAUUAUGCUGCUCGUUCUGGGAUAUCUCUGUAAAAGGUAUUAUGUGAUUCAAAAAAUAUUCCCUCCUGUCCCUCAUAUUAAAGAUCAAGUUAGUGACAGUUUUCACAAGUACAUCGAGGUGGUCUGGGAAGGAAAUAAAAUACUUCCAGAACAAUGUAAAAUUGAAGAGAUACAGGUCAUAGAAAAAAAAUCAAACUGUCCAUAAAAUUAAACAAAAUAUUUCAGUGGAUAAUGUUCAUGGAAAUUUCUGAUCUGUUUUCAAAUUUCUAUUUUUAAAAUUUUCUUCCAAAUAAUGUUAUAGUAACACACAAGGAGGAAUGCGGUGGCAAAUAUUUAACAGCUGGCUCUUUGGGGAAAAAAUGUGCUCAAGACAUACUUUUAGAAUUUAAAUCUGCAUUAUUAAUAUUUUCUUCAAUCACUUUAUUAAUUCUGGACAACUAAUAAAAAUAGUAAA